AUGUGGCACGGCGGUAAACCAGCUCCAAGUGCGGCGAGACCAGUUCCUGUGAAGAAGAUGUCGACUGCUUCCGCCUAUGAAGUCCCAACAGCGCCUCCAUCCGGUGGUUCAAAAACGAUGGUAGACGACCAUGCUCUUCGCCGUGCACGGUUUCGUUCCCAAGGCACCACCCCUUCAGUAAGCAGUUCCAGAGGUGACCGUCUCGAUGUUUCAAGCUGUGACUCACGUCGAUCAUCAGGGAUCUCAUUACCAUCCCGCUCAAUCAGUCAGGAUCAGCGUCUUUACAAGGGUAGCCUUGUCACUCCAGCCAGCAGUCGCGACUCGCUUUCUGUUGCUUCCAUGACUACCGAAGUCUCUACAGAUUGUUGUAUGAAGUCGAGUGUAGCG
Molecule: messenger RNA, 387 nt
Organism: Cooperia oncophora
Lineage: Eukaryota; Metazoa; Nematoda; Chromadorea; Rhabditida; Trichostrongylidae
Source: the annotation of a GenBank genome assembly